Molecule: messenger RNA, 4239 nt
Organism: Gracilinanus agilis (Agile Gracile Mouse Opossum)
Lineage: Eukaryota; Metazoa; Chordata; Mammalia; Didelphimorphia; Didelphidae
Gene: TNFAIP3
Product: TNF alpha induced protein 3
Exons: 9
Coding region: 347-2710 (787 amino acids)
Biological process (GO): cell migration; protein K29-linked deubiquitination; protein deubiquitination involved in ubiquitin-dependent protein catabolic process
Cellular component (GO): cytoplasm; nucleus
Molecular function (GO): K63-linked polyubiquitin modification-dependent protein binding; zinc ion binding; DNA binding
Source: RefSeq, a predicted model, not a curated record
CCCCCGGCUGGUAUAUUAUCCGGGGCUAACAGAAAGGAAAAAAAGAGAACUGCGCAGUCGUCUACUUCAAUUGCUAGGAUCUAGGAGCUUGCGGGGGUGGAGCAGCUGGGAGAGGUGGCGGGCUGUGAAAGCCAUCCAUAGGAGCAGUAGCAGCUUCAGCGACUCGGACUAGGGACCGAGGCCGGUAGUCCAGUCAGAACCAGCACUGGACCCUGCAUUGCUAGCCAGUGAGCCUCCGGCAGUCCAUGGAGCUCCCUGCCGCCUCUGUCCUCACUUCUGCACCCGGCCUUCUUGUGCAUUAAGUCGGUACUUCUGCAGUUCGUUUUCAAAGGUAUCAUACAGCAAUAUGGCUGAGCAGCAGGUUCUCCCCCAGGCUUUGUAUCUGAGCAACAUGCGAAAAGCUGUGAAGAUAAGAGAAAGAACCCCCGAAGAUAUUGUCAAGCCUACCAAUGGGAUAAUUUAUCACUUUAAGACCAUGCACAGAUGCACAGUGGAGAUGUUCAGGACUUGUCAGUUUUGUCCUCAGUUCCGGGAGUUUAUCCUUCUAGCGUUAAUUGACAGAAGCAUCCAGACCUCACUAGAAAGUCAGAGAAAGCUCAACUGGUGCCGGGAAGUCAGGAAGCUGGUGGCCCUAAAAACGAAUGGGGAUGGGAACUGCCUCAUGCAUGCUACAUCACAGUACAUGUGGGGUGUCCAAGAUACUGACUUGGUCCUGAGGAAGGCGCUGUACAGCACUCUGAAGGAGACCGACAUCCGUAACUUCAAAUUCCGUUGGCAGCUGGAGUCUCUGAAAUCCCAAGAAUUUGUGGAAACGGGUCUCCGUUAUGACACCAGGAAUUGGAAUGAAGAGUGGGAUAAUCUUAUCAAAAUGGCAUCACCAGAUACAUCAAUGGCCCGGGGCGGCCUUCAGUAUAAUUCACUUGAAGAAAUCCACAUAUUUGUUCUUUCCAAUAUCCUCAGAAGGCCAAUUAUUGUUAUUUCAGACAAAAUGCUGAGAAGCUUGGAAUCUGGUUCUAAUUUUGCUCCUUUGAAAGUUGGUGGAAUUUAUUUACCUCUCCAUUGGCCUGCUCAGGAAUGUUAUAAAUAUCCCAUCGUCCUUGGCUAUGACAGCCAGCACUUUGCACCGCUUGUUACUCUGAAGGACAGUGGACCUGAAAUCAGAGCUGUUCCACUUGUUAACAGAGAACGAGGAAGAUUUGAGGACUUGAAGGUUCAUUUUCUAACAGAGCCAGAAACAGAGAUGAAGGAGAAGCUACUGAAAGAAUACUUGACAGUGGUAGAAAUCCCUGUGCAAGGCUGGGACCAUGGGACAACUCAUUUAAUCAAUGCUUCAAAGUUGGAUGAAGCGAACUUGCCCAAAGAAAUAAAUCUGGUAGAAGACUACUUUGAGCUCGUCCAGCACGAGUACAAGAAGUGGCAGGAGAACAAUGAGCUGAAUCUUGGAGAGGCUUGUGUUAGGAAUGGGCUGGAACCCCACCUGCCCCAGCUUUCCCUCAUGGAAGUCAAAUGUGAAACCCCGAACUGUCCUUUCUUCAUGUCCGUGAACACACAGCCUUUUUGCCACGAGUGUUUUGAGAGGCGACAAAAUACACAAAACAAACCAAAGAAGCAGAACUCUAAGCCAGGCGUGGAGAAACUCACAGGCGUGGGCCUGGGCACCUCUCAGGGCGAAGCUCGCGAGCCGGCCGGGUGGAAGCCUGAGGAAUCCGCGGCGAUGGGGCCUCACUCGGCACCCCCAACCGCCCCCAGCCUCUUUCUGUUCAGCGAAACGACGGCCAUGAAGUGCAAAAGCCCCGGCUGCCCCUUCACCCUGAACGUGCAGCACAACGGCUUCUGUGAGCGCUGCCAUCACACCCGACGGCUCGGUCCGGGCUGCGACCCGGCCGGCCACCGGCACUUGGACGCCGGGAAGUGCCAGGCGUGUCUCCAGGAUGUCACCAGGACCUUUAAUGGCAUUUGUAGCACCUGCUUCAAAAGGACUACGGAGGCUCCCUCUGGCACGAGCUCCGGGUUCCCUCCUUCCUGCCAUCAGAGAUCCUUCUCUGAUCCCUCCCAGCUGAGCCAGAGUAUCCUUCAGCAUCCUUACCGCAGAACUGGCCACGAGGCUUCUUCCCAGGCCGGACGGAAUCCAGAGACCAGGACCGGGACGAGUAAAUGUCGAAAAGCUGGAUGUAAAUUCUUUGGGACGCCGGAAAACCGAGGUUUCUGUACUCUGUGCUUCAUUGAAUACUGGGAAAAUAACCGUGACCCCCCUGCUUCUGGUCAGACUGAUCCCGCAGCCUCCAGAUUCCAGAAUAUCAUCCCCUGCCUAGGGAGAGAAUGUGGCACACUUGGAAGUACCUUGUUUGAGGGAUACUGUCAGAAAUGUUUCAUCGAAGCCCAGAACCAGAGAUUUCAUGAAGCAAAAAGGACUGAAGAACAGCUGAGAUCCAGCCAGUGCCGAGAUGUUCAGCGAGCAACCCAGAGCUCUCAGAGAAAAAAAUGUGCCAAGGCGACAUGUAAGAACUUUGUGGCUCACAGAGGGGACGAGCUGUGUCCGGAGUGCCAGAGGCACAGCCAGCGACUAGGCCCUGGGGUCCAGAGAGGGGAGCCCGUGACGGAAGAGCUGCCCAAGCAACGGUGCCGAGCCCCAGCCUGCGAUCACUUUGGCAAUGCCAAGUGUAAUGGGUACUGCAACGAAUGCUACCAGUUCAAACAGCUGUACGGCUAAUCAGAAACAGCCAGACCAUCUCCCAAACAUAAAAUAGCAUUUUUUAAAAAAAUUUUUGGCCAAAAUGGUGCUAUCCUGUGAACACUCGGGUGUCUCACUUAAGGGCUAGCCCCGGGAAUCAGGUACGCCAUGGAGGUUUUAGCAUAGGAGAGUAAGCUGUUCACCAGAGUCCUAGCAGCAGACUUAGUCCCCUGAGGAGCUGUGGGGUCCUGGGGCUCCCCCAGAAAAUCUGACCUCUUGCUCUAGGGUAAAAAGUCUUGAGUGCGGUGGUUGAUGAUUUCUGGGGUCACCUCAAGGCCACUCCCCCUCCGGGAGUUCAUACCGUCGUUUCCAUGUUCUGUGACCCGGGUCAUGGAGGAACUCGCGAUGUCCACCGUCCCUGGACACAGCGCUUUUCGUGCUGGGCGUGAAUACCUCUCUUUCACCUGGCGAGCCCCGUCCGGCAUCACGGGGCCAAGAUGGACAUGGAAGGCAUGCAGAUUGCUGAACCUCGUGUUGCCGUAGCCCCCUCCGGCUCAGCAUAUGUCCUGGAUACGGACCUGGAUUCUCUAAGCCAAAAAAACAACCUUCUAGGGGAUGUUCAAGCAAGCUCAGGGAAAACCUUCUAAAAGGAGAGGCAGAGGCAGGAGCCGGACAGUGUUCUUUCCCCGCGUCCGCCUGCUCCCUUUCCCGCGGGACACGACAAAAGCGGACCUGUCCGUGGGUCGGGCAGUCAGUCGGUAGCUGCUGAAUCUUAAGGGACAAGGAGAAAUCAGCACUUCAUCAAGAAAAAACACACGCUGCUCUUUUUUUCCUCAAUAUGCACCUUUUUAAAGACAAAACAUUUACCGCAGAUGACUGGCUUUCUCUGUCCUCACCCUCAAAGCAACGGGCACGAUCUGAGAGGGGAACGCCGGCGGUGUACAUAUAUAAUUUGACUUUGGACCAUAGUUCUAGAUCCGGAGGAGAUCGCAGGGGUAAUCUAGGCCAACCCUUUCGUUUUACACUUGGGGAAGGAAACAGAAACCGGAGAAGCAAAAUCACUUGUUCGAGGUCACACAGGUGGAAGGCGUAAGAGAUAGGAUUUGGACCUACGUCCUCCAAUUCCAGAUCUAGUCGUGUGUCCUUAUAUUAUAUAUGAGGGAUUAUUUUAUAAUUGGAUGACAUAUUGCCCUAGCUAUAGAAUAGGAAAAGUAUAUAAUAACCUAUUUUUUUGGUUGUUGUUUGGGCACAACGUGCACAGCUUGUAAAAAAUCAGACUUGCUGCCUUUUUUUCAAAGGGGUAAAAAUUAAAGUUAUUCUUUAUAAUUGUUUAAAUAUUUUCAUGAGAUCUACCUUAUUUAUUUUAUUAUAAACUUCUUGGUUAUUUAAGUGUACAUUUCUUCUACUAUUUGUAAAAUAGAAUUUCUUGUUGAAUUGAUACAUUCACUGCAUCUCACAUUGUAGAAUUUGGACUCUUCUUGAUUACUGUGAGAAUUUCUGUUUCCUAAAAAACACUUUGCUUCCCUCCUGACAGAAAAGGGAAGGAAUAAAAAGUAAAUUAAUUCAGA